GGUUGGGGUAAUUCAAGGGACACUCUUGGCUCUGAAAUUCAUGGGAAAAGACCAAGGUAGUUGUGGUGGUCACGUAGUAAAUAUAUCCUCGACAGCAGGGUUAGUGCCUACGCCUCUUGGACCUGUGUACUGUGCGUGUAAACAUGGCGUUGUGGGCUACACAAGAAGCAUGGGGAGCGAUGUCCAUUACCAACGCACAGGGGUGAAGGUAAGCGCCAUCUGUCCAUCGUUUGUUGACACACCCAUGGUUCGCCAGAUAGUACAACUCUCGGCAGUGCCUGAGGAAGCAGCCAAGUUUAUGAAAUCCAUGCAGCUGAUGGAGCCUACUUAUGUAGCGGAUGCUCUUGUGAAACUGUUGCAAGAUGGUAAAAACGGCGCCAUUUUAAAGGUUACGAAAACUGAAGGGUUUCAGUACGUGUAGCCCAUUUCCAACUUUUAUAUAUAUCUAUAAGUGUGGUUUUACUAAUACAAUAGUCUCACGAUUUUAUGCCAAAAUAACUUUUUUUGUUAGUUUCAUUUGAAGAAUUUGCUUUUAUUGUAGAAAAAAAUACAGAAUUGUUUUUCAGGGUUUCGCUUUUAAUCAGGUUAAUUUGCGGUAAUUGUAUGAUAAAAUGUAAUAUAUAUAUAUAUAUAUAUAUAUAUUACGCUAACGCCUUUUUAUUCGGGUAUCACUAAUAUAAAGAAAAUGAUCAUACAGUAGUUUGAGUUCAUCAUACUGAAGAUUAUAAACCAUUCUCGUUUAUCACUGUGGUCCAAAGAAUGACUUAACAGUUACACAAAACUCCGUCGUGGUCAUAUUAAUGAGCUAUGUUUUCAUCAUUAAAAUAAAAAGUAGUUUUUACGGCCAUAGCAUGGCCUGAAGUACUUACAAUUUUCAUUUUCUCGUAGUUCAGUAGGGGAUAAUCUUAGAGGACAACGUAGUUUUCUAGAGGGACACCCUGUUUUAUAUUAGCUAAGCCUCGUCUUAGUACGAACUAUUGUUAAAAACUAAACCAUAGUUCCAUGAUGUUCAUAUUACUUAAAACCCCGAUAAUUAUGAAUAAUUUAAUUAUCAUAGACUAUAUCGCUAAGACGGCCCACCCUUUGCUGUUAAAAGCCUAUUGAAAUUUGAACCGCGCCAUCUAGCGAGUGGCUUAAUGGAUAAUAUAGGAGAUGUAACAAUUGUUGGUAUAAACAGCGAGCAUAUUAUAUGUGUAUAAAUGGAAAAACUCUUCACAUGGCGACAGGACAUCUUUCUAUAAAAAACCUGCUUGCAAUGCUGCGGUUAGCCUGAUUACACUUUUCAGGCUCCCCCAGUGGCAUAGUAGUAUGUCUGUGGACUUAUACUACUAGAAACCGGGUUUCGAUACCCGUGGUGGGCAGAGCAGAGAUAGCCCUUUACGUAGCUUUGUGCUUAAUAACAAACAACAACACUUUUCGGGCUGACUGAACCGUCUUAGCGAUAUAACAUUUACAAUUUAAGUUUCUAGUGAAGCUCUAUAGAGCUGUGUAUUAAUAGUUUCGUUUCGAGUUUAAUUACUGAUUACACAGGCUUGCGAAUUUAAACUUCAUAAGAGAUGUUUUGGUUUUAA
This is a messenger RNA of Limulus polyphemus (Atlantic horseshoe crab), 1571 nucleotides long. RefSeq names its product 15-hydroxyprostaglandin dehydrogenase [NAD(+)]-like. Bases 41 to 421 code for a protein of 126 amino acids. Gene Ontology annotation, molecular function: oxidoreductase activity, acting on the CH-OH group of donors, NAD or NADP as acceptor. The transcript is spliced from 4 exons. The record is from RefSeq and is a predicted model, not a curated record. NCBI's taxonomy places the organism in Eukaryota, Metazoa, Arthropoda, Merostomata, Xiphosura, Limulidae. Gene Ontology annotation, cellular component: cytoplasm.